Messenger RNA from Acanthamoeba castellanii str. Neff, 2355 nucleotides. Its product is annotated as F-box domain containing protein. The record is from RefSeq and is a predicted model, not a curated record. Gene Ontology annotation, cellular component: SCF ubiquitin ligase complex. The transcript is spliced from 8 exons. Gene Ontology annotation, biological process: SCF-dependent proteasomal ubiquitin-dependent protein catabolic process. The coding region runs from base 1 to 2355 and encodes 784 amino acids. NCBI's taxonomy places the organism in Eukaryota, Discosea, Longamoebia, Acanthamoebidae. Gene Ontology annotation, molecular function: protein binding.
AUGACGUACCAGGCCACCACGAUGGUGAAGAGGAUAGACCCGUUCCAGGUCCUGCCCGUGGAACUGAGUCUGUUGAUCCUCAAACACAUGGAACCGCGAGGCAUGGUCCGCUCCGCCAUGGUCUCCCGCUCCUGGCGCGACCUCGCCAACGACGAAGCCCUCUGGAAAGAGCUGUGUGAAGAGCAGCUCAGCGCGCGGGACGGGCACGACAUGGAGGCGCUCCUCCAGUCCAAAGAGAACGCUUCCACCACCUGGAAGGAGAUCUUUCUCAUUCACGCGUUCCACUUCAAGGAGACGCGCAUUCUGAGCGAGGAGCACCGGAAGCUGCUGGCGACGGAGUGGCUCGAUCGCGACGUGUCGUGGAAGCUCCAGUUCCGCGCGACCAGCGACGGCUUCGACCCCGCGGCCUUCCACCAGCUCUGCGACAACCGCGGGGCCACCAUCACCGUCUGCGUCAGCGCCAAAGGGUUUGUGUUUGGAGGCUACAACCCAAAGUCGUGGAGCGUGGGAUCGAGGGAUCCGGAGCUGCGGAACAGCCCCGACGCGUUCAUCUUCUCGAUGACCAAUCACGUCGACAAGCCGCCGUGCCGCAUGUUUCCCACCAAGGACCCGCGCAGCGCCUGCAGCUCCAACAGCUCCUAUGGGCCUGUCUGGGGCAACGGCUACGACUUGGGCGUGUUUGGAUUCCCGGACGGCCGCGGCAGAUCGGCGUGGUGCCGGCUCGGCGCGACCUACACGGCGCCCUAUCCGAUGUCCGAGAUCGGCAACCAGCACUACUUCAUCGGCGGCAAGCCGCGCGACUUCGACCUGGCCGAGGUCGAGGUCUACGUCGUGCGGCGCGACCUGGGCCGCCGCCGCAAGAAGAUCCUCCAGCGCCAGGAGAAGAUGGCCGAGCGAGAGAAGGCGUUGAAGAACUCAGGGUGGGCUUGCUCGGCUUGCACGUUUGUCAACGCCGGCACCAAGAUCCAGUGCGCAGUCUGCGCCACGCCCCGGGGCAAGUCCAAGCUCUUCGCCAGCAGCGGCAGCGGCGCCCUACACCUGCAGAACCAGCGGACGCUCAGCGGCAGCAGCAUCAACUCGGGAAGCCAGAUCGGUAGCGUCAACAGCGUCGGCGCCCCCACGCGCACUCUGUCGCAUCGCCAGCCGUCGCCGCUCAGCCCCGCCGCCUCGCGCCGCACCAACCCAGCCAGUGGCGGCAGCACCAUAACCUCGCCCGCCGCCUCGCGUCGCAACCACAACAACCCCGCCGGCAGCGGCAGCACCAUCACCUCGCCCACCCCAGCGCGGAGGUUCAAUGGCGCCGCCAGCGCCAGGCCCAGCGGCUCGUCCACGCCCACCGCCGCCCGGCGGGCCAACCUCAACGGCUCGUCCGCCACGCCCAGCGGCCUGCGCCGCAACGCGAGCACGAUGAGCCUCGUGGGCGGCGUCAAGGGAGGAGGCGCGACGCGGAGCUCGGACGCGCUGAGGCGGGUGGCGGAGGAGGAGGGCCCGGCGGCCAUGGUGCGCCGGCUGUCGCGCGAGCGGGAUCGGGACCGCGAGGCCGCGCUGGCCGCCGCCACGCGCAUGGCUGACGUCGAGUCGUCGAGCAAGAUCGCGGAGGACCGGCGCAGGAUGCCGCCGCCCAAGGAGCGCAAGAAGAAGAAGAGCAAGUUGAGCCUGUCAGAGUCGUCUUCAUCGUCGACUGAUGAGAUGAUGGCCAUCGGCUUCAGCACCAGCACAAGUACGACGACCACGUCGACGAAGCCGAUGACUCUCCGCCAGAAGAUCAAGUCGCCCUCCAACGAUGACUUGAGCCCGCCUGCAGCGUCUUCAUCAUCGUCGUCAUCGUCAUCAUCGUCAUCAUCGUCAUCGUCGUCAAUGUCGGCGACGGUGGAGAAGAAGAAGAAAACGAAGGCGAAGAAGAAAGAGAAGGAGAGAGACGAGAAUGCGGAGGACGAAAGGGCGGCCAAGCUGGGCGAGGACCGGCGCCGCAAACCGACAAAGUCGACCGAGACGCCCGGGAAGCAGCGCGAGGGCUCCGUGCGACGCGAGCGGAGGGAAAAGAGCGAAGACGGCAAGAAAGAGAAGAAAGAGAAGAAGGAAAAGAAGAAGGAGAAGCGGAGUGGGUCAUCUUCGACCUCGGGCGAAUUCGCGGUCGAUGCCGAGCCCAAGAAGAUCGGGACCCUGCGCAAGCUGGUCAGCCACAAGCCCAGCGUCCAAUUCACCAAGAACGAAGUGAGCAUCUCGUUCCGCCGACGAACCAAGAGCGUAGACAAGGAGAAGGAGAACAACGUCAGCAAGGCGCCCAACGCGCCUCCUCCGAGCUCCAUCAGCGAACUGCGCUCCUCCGAUUCCUGGAGCGUUCGUGCCAAGUGA